Molecule: messenger RNA, 543 nt
Organism: Trichophyton benhamiae CBS 112371
Lineage: Eukaryota; Fungi; Ascomycota; Eurotiomycetes; Onygenales; Arthrodermataceae
Exons: 1
Coding region: 1-543 (180 amino acids)
Source: RefSeq, a predicted model, not a curated record
AUGAACACGGACACCGAGACAGAAGAUAGGAGUGGAACACCCGUGCCAGGCUCUUCUCUUGAUCCAGAUUCCCCCAUGGUGGACUCUCCCAUCUACCCCCGGAGCCCAAAGAUCAACAUGGCUUCAAGGGAGGUAGAAGAAGAAGAGGAAGACGACGAUGGAGAAGCAUUCAUUACAGUUGCACCUGUGUCUGCACCUGCGUCACCUACUAAAGAAACUGUGAUUGAAGCCAUGGUAGAACCUAGGACGGAGCCCAGGCCUCGUCCAAGGAAAUCACUUAUACCCACUCCCAAAUCGAAACACGUCCCUAAAUACAUACCUAAACAAACACCCAAACAAACAAACAAACCCAGUCCCAGGAAAGACGACGGACUCUCUGACUUAGCUCAUGAACUGGAAGGCUGCACAUGGGAACAAUUGCAACAACGGUUUACUGAAGAGAUGGACGAAAGGUCUAAAGCUGAAAAUAUUCUGCAAAAAGAGACCGCUGAUCUCCUUGAAGUUAGUCUCGCUACUCUACUACGGUUUAAUGUUUUGUUCUAA